AUGGACAAAAAGGGUACAAAUCACAAACCAUUUGACGAUGCUGAGAUCGGCAUUUUGAAACACUAUGGGAUCGGACCAUAUAACGAUCCUAUCAAGCGUAUCGAUGAUGAUAUCAACGAUUUGACAAAUCGCAUCAAUAAGCUGUGUGGUGUAAAGGAGGGUGAUACCGGAUUAGCUCCGCCAUCUCAGUGGGACUUUGCCCUGGAUCAACAAACGCUACAGGAAGAACAGACAUUACAAGUGGCCAGAUGCACUAACAUUAUUGACCCUGGCACUGAACACUCUAAAUACAUAAUAAAUGUCAAGCAAAUCGCCAAAUUUGUUGUGGGACUAGGUGAAAAAGCAGCGGCGACUGAUUUUGAAGAGGGAAUGCGAGUAGGUGUGGACCGUAACAAGUACAAAAUACAAAUACCUCUACCUCCCAAAAUAGAUGCAGCUGUGACUAUGAUGACCGUAGAAGAGAAACCCGACAUAACUUACAAUGACAUUGGAGGAUGCAAGGAGCAGCUUGAGAUGUUAAGGGAAGUGGUGGAAAUGCCACUAUUACACCCUGAAAAAUUUGUCUCUUUGGGCAUCGACCCGCCCAAAGGUGUACUGCUCUAUGGCCCUCCCGGUACAGGCAAAACGCUCACAGCCAGAGCAGUCGCAAAUCGCACGGAUGCUUGCUUCAUUUGCGUUAUAGGCUCAGAGCUCGUGCAAAAAUACGUGGGCGAAGGUGCUAGAAUGGUUAGAGAAUUGUUUCAGAUGGCUAGAUCUAAGAAGGCGUGUAUACUGUUUAUUGACGAAGUAGAUGCUAUUGGCGGGUCACGAGGAUCUGAAUCUGCCCAUGGAGAUCAUGAAGUCCAGCGUACUAUGUUAGAAAUUGUCAACCAAUUGGACGGUUUUGACGCGAGGGGGAAUAUCAAAGUGCUAAUGGCUACCAAUCGUCCUGACACGCUAGAUCCAGCCCUUUUGCGCCCAGGGAGAAUUGACCGCAAGGUAGAAUUUGGUUUGCCCGACCUAGAAGGUCGAAUUCAUAUUUUUAAAAUCCACGCCCGGACCAUGUCCAUGGACAAAAACAUAAGAUACGAAAUGUUGGCUCGUUUAUGUCCAAAUAGCACGGGAGCGGAUCUACGCAGCGUUUGCACUGAAGCUGGAAUGUUUGCCAUACGAGCUCGUCGCAAAUCAAUAUCAGAACGAGAUUUGAUAGAGGCAAUUGAGAGGGUUAUUAAGGGUUAUAAGAAGUUUUCGGCCACUGGCAAGUAUAUGGUGUACAACUGA
This is a messenger RNA of Babesia microti strain RI, 1260 nucleotides long. Its product is annotated as 26S proteasome regulatory subunit T1. Gene Ontology annotation, biological process: proteasome-mediated ubiquitin-dependent protein catabolic process. The record is from RefSeq and is a predicted model, not a curated record. NCBI's taxonomy places the organism in Eukaryota, Apicomplexa, Aconoidasida, Piroplasmida, Babesiidae. Gene Ontology annotation, cellular component: proteasome regulatory particle, base subcomplex. The transcript has 8 exons. Bases 1 to 1260 code for a protein of 419 amino acids. Gene Ontology annotation, molecular function: ATP binding; proteasome-activating activity; ATP hydrolysis activity.